AUUGAAGCUUUCAUCCAUGUGCCAAUUAAAGAGGAUAUGGCACAGUCAGCUCCACGGACAGUCCUUCUACAAACUUGCAUCCCUCACUGUUGAACUUUGUGAAAAUUUGUCACAUGUUUUUUCGUCAAAUUCAAUUGAUAUGUUGCAGAGCUUGAAUAAAAUUAAGGCAGUUGGGUGUCCCUCCUUGGAAGUAUUAUUUGAACCCAUAAAUCUCAGCGCUGAGAAAAGGCAAAAGCCGUUGGUCCUCCCUGCAUUAAGAGAAUUGACAUUGUUGAAUCUAUCAAGGCUGAGAGACAUUUUGGAGAGUGAUUGCAAAGUCACCUUGGCAUUUCCUAGUCUGAUGGAAGUGAACGUGAGGGGUUGUCACAGUUUGCCAUAUCUCUUCUCAAGUGCCAUGACUGAAAUUCUCGAUAAACUUGCGGUGCUUGAUGUUUCCUGUUGCAACAACCUACGGGGCAUAAUUGCGAUGGAAGAAGGAAAAUGGAAAACCUCAGAGACUUUGAAGUUCCAUCAGUUAAGCACACUCAAGCUUGGUGACCUUGAGAAUUUGAUCAGUUUUUGCUUAGUGAGUUGUGCUAGUGAUGGGUUACAACCUCUAUUUGAUGAGAAGGUUAAGUUUCCUAAUAUAGAGUCGAUGGAGAUCUCGCACAUGAAUAACUUGGAGAAGAUAUGGCUUGAUGAUCUUGCUUCAAAUGCCUUUAACAAACUCAAGACACUAGUAGUGAAGUAUUGUGAGAAACUUUCAUCCAUAUUUUUAUCUUAUACUAUGCUCACAAGAUUUCAAAACCUAGAGAAGAUAAGUGUAACCGAUUGUGGGUCCCUAGAAGUGGUAUUUCACGUCCAAGAGUUCAAUUUUAGCAAAGCUCGUCCUACAAGCACUUUUCAAUUGAGAGAAUUAGUUCUAAUGCGGCUCCCAAAAAUGAAGCAUGUGUGGAGUGGACAUCCUCAAGGAGGUCUUACCUUUGGACGCUUACGAUGCAUGAAGAUUGUUGAGUGUGACAUGCUCAAAAGUUUAUUCCCAAACUCGGUGGCAAAAAGUAUGACACAACUCGAAGAACUUUUAGUAUGGGAGUGUGGGGUGCAAGAAAUUAUUGUGGAGGAAGACAGAGUAGAGAUGAAUGCAAGGGAUCUCUUCUUUCCGCGAUUAACUGAUCUCAAAUUACUUGAGUUGCCGGAUUUGAGGAGCUUCUACAGGAAUAGUCAUACUUCAACACAACCACUCUUGAAGAAAUUGCGAGUAAGACAUUGUGGCAAGAUGAGGUCAUUCUCAUUUACUUGUGAAUACCAAAGCUGUCGAGGUACAAGUACCAGUGAGAAUCAACUUGCACUCUUUUCUUUUGAAAAGGUCAUGCCAAACUUGAAGGGAUUGACAUUGAUGAGCGGGGAUGUUAUAAUGAUGACACUGCAGCACCAUUACGUCUUUCGCAAUCCCAUAGAGCUGGACUUGGCAUGCUACCAUGAUGAGAAUGUCGCUUUCCCCUCCAACUUCCUCCUCCACGGAUUCCCCAAUCUAGAAGUGCUUUCUCUGUCCUGUAGUUCCUUUGAGGAGAUAUUUCCAGAAGAUGCGUGUGGACAUGGGGGAGCAACUUUCUACGGAGAGUCAACUGACAUGGAAACACCUCUCAAGGCACUCAAAAAUCUGUGGCGACUUGAGCUGAAUAAGCUGUGUAAACUCCAGCGAGUCUGGAAAGAUGGCUCCUUGAUGGCUGAAAUCCUUAAACAUAUUGAAACUCUGCUCGUUUCGGAGUGCUCAAGUUUAUCAAUCGUACUUCCAUCCCCGACUACAUUCCAGAGAUUGGUGGGAUUAGAAGUAGAGGAUUGUGCUAGUUUAGUUCAUGUGGGGACUUGCUCAGCAAUGACAAGUCUGGUGCACCUUAUUUGGCUAACGCUAAGAAAUUGCGAUGCGAUGGAAGACGUGGUAACAGAUGAUGGAAAUGGAGUAGAGGAGAUCUCUUUCCCCAAGCUGCAGCUGUUGACACUUGAUGGUUUACCAAGCCUUGAGAGCUUCACCCCCACUGAUUGCACCUUCAUGUUCCCAUCAUUGUGGCAUAUUAUUGUGAAGCAGUGCCCAAAGAUGAAUAUAUUCUGCAAUGGUGCCUUGAGUACACCAAUAUUACAUAAAGUACACCUCUCCGAUGAGGAUUAUGAAGGACGUUGGGAGGGGGAUCUUAAUACCACAAUCCAAUUCUUAUCGACAUGAAGCAAUCCACGUUGAAUUCACUGAGUCAGGUGUCAUGCUCGCUAUGCUACGAUCAAAGUGGCCGCUUUUAUUUGCUAGAAACUGUCUUUGUAGUAAGACGUUGAAGCAAGUAUUUUGCAGCCUGUGCACUAAUAAUGUUCCAGCACAAGGUGUUGUUGCCUCUCGAUAUGGCGUCCAUGUGCUGACAAGUGGUGUUCACAGUGGGCAGGUGCUUCAUUGAAUAUCUCAUUCCUUUUCUAGUUUGGGAUGUCCGCUCAUUUCCUUGAUAAUGGUACAAAUGUAGCAGAAUGGUUGAGUAAAUAAUCAAUUGAAUGUGGGGGUACUCAAUCUUCCAUUGAAUUGUAUAGAGAUUUUGUAUGAGUGUUGGCUUUUAGGCAGCCUCAUUUAGCAUCAAGAGUUUCUUUGGAGUUGGCCCAUUUGGAUGAUGACAAUAGUGGCCAUACACUGACCAGAAGGGGAAGAAAUCCAAGAAUCCAAUUAAGCACGUCCUUCAAGAAGCGCACCAGAGCCUACAUGGAGCCAUUUACACUAGAUGUUUUCAUCUCCUAGCGCUUCGUCUCAGCUUCACUCGCUCACUUAUAGGGUCACGUGCAAGCAGGUCGCUGUUGCAGGUACUAAUAGGACAUUAGAGCCGUGCUCAAGUCUCAAUCGAACACACCAGCAUGUUUGGCCACAGGCUGGGCUUUGGCAGACUGGGGAAGAGAAGCUGAUGAGUGCACUGCUUUCCAUACUGCAACAGCAAGGGACAAGUUUGAAGGAAAAAUCCGAACGGUAGUUCAGUCUCUGAUUGACAUUGGCAUCGAUUUAUCUUGAGUGAUUUUCCCUGCUUGAGCAUGAUCUUGCUUAUGUGCACAGCUCGUUAUAGGAAUGUACAGACAUCUUUGACAUUGUUUUGAGAUACACAAGAUGUGGUGUUGGUUCAUUUGCUGGUUAAAUAUAGAUAAUAGUGACUGUUUGUUUGACAAGAGUAGAAUUCGACUGUUUUGGCUUUGUUAAAACAUUUACCUUCUGGAUUCUUGGAUGAGCAUAGUGAUGGCUAUCAUAGCUUUGUA
Messenger RNA from Eucalyptus grandis, 3252 nucleotides. RefSeq lists its product as uncharacterized. The record is from RefSeq and is a predicted model, not a curated record. Lineage: Eukaryota; Viridiplantae; Streptophyta; Magnoliopsida; Myrtales; Myrtaceae. The transcript is spliced from 4 exons. Bases 17 to 2200 code for a protein of 727 amino acids.